This is a messenger RNA of Glarea lozoyensis ATCC 20868, 1035 nucleotides long. RefSeq lists its product as uncharacterized. NCBI's taxonomy places the organism in Eukaryota, Fungi, Ascomycota, Leotiomycetes, Helotiales, Helotiaceae. The coding region runs from base 1 to 1035 and encodes 344 amino acids. The transcript is spliced from 4 exons. The record is from RefSeq and is a predicted model, not a curated record.
AUGUCAGCGGUAUCGGUCUUGGAGAGUGGAGAGCAAUCUUCGUAUGUGGCGUAUAAUUGGCCUCAGCGCCGACUGCAAAACUUCAAAGCAAUUGGUCUCCGUUUGUGGCCAUUAAAACGCCCUGUAAGCAUCAGUGAUAGUGAUAGUGAUAGUGAUAGUGACAGUGAAACGGUCAGCGACGUUGAAGACCACGAGGGCCAUAGUAUUCCUAACGACACCCAAAAUGUUAGGCAAGGCUAUCCUGCCUACUCUUCGCUUCUUGGACGGCACUCGGAGUUCCAGACUUUUCGUCGCUUUCGAACUUUACGUAUGCGCAUGCUUCUUAAGAAGCAAGAUGAGAUUUCUCUGUUGGAAGAGGAACUGAGCAAGAUCGACGAAGCUGAACCAAGUGAGAUGUUCCUGGGCAGCUCUCGUCAAGAUAUGAAUCAAGCAAGGAAAUCUAUCCUCUUGAAACUCGAUGAAGCUUUCAAAACUUAUGAUGAGUUUCUCCAACAGAGCCAAUGGGCGUUAAAUGCACCGGGACCGGAAACGAGGGACCUUCAUUCGCAGGUAAAUUGGCUCUGGACAAAAGGGUCAGUAGCUCGGAAAGAGGUAGCGUACAUCAAUGCUGGGGACCGCGAACUUCUAAACAUAGGUCUUGUGAAGGACCGGGGUAUGGCGAAAAUUGCAAAUUUCGUAGGGAUCUUGGUCGAAGGCUUCUAUCGACUUGGCUAUAAGUGUUUCUCUCUUAGAUCAACUAGUGGUCCAGACAGCAUUUCUAUCUCGAACGCAUUCGUCAGAAGUGCUGCAAGGGCUCUUGCUGCGUCUCUGGCCAUUACCUUACUUCUUGUACCAGUUAUUGUAUUGAACGCGGUGACAAGAACGCUUGUCCGUUUUAUUGUGUUGUUUGUAUCUGCAACAAUGUUUGUUUCGGCUGUCACUAUUGCCAGUCAAGCAUCUUUGGGUGAAAUCUUUGCUUCAGGGGCCGCCUACACAGCAGUUCUGGUUGUUUUUGUGUCGGGUAAUGGAGUUUCAGGCUCGCCGGCAAAGAACUGA